AUGUUAGAAUCUGCUAUAAAAUUCAAUAAGGCUUUUGAGAAUUUGGAAGCAGAUGGGAACUACACAAACUACUUUGAUGAAGAAAGAAUGGAUGGCCCAUCAACCAACCCAGACUGGGAAAAAGCAGUUGUAUUUGUCGACUUUUUAAGGAGAUUCUAUGAUCUUACUAAUCGAUUUAGUGGGUCAUUAUAUGUCACAUCCAAUCUAUUCCUUCCAGAUAUUUUGAAGGUUCAAGCUGAUUUAACUACUAUGGCUUCUAAUCUUGAUACUUUGUUAGGGGCUAUGGCAGUCAGUAUGAAACGAAAGUAUGACAAGUACUGGGGAAGGAUUGAGAAGUUGAAUAUGUUGACAUUUAUUGCCAAUAUCCUUGAUCCAAGGUAUAAAUUAGAGGUUGUGAAUCGUGGUUUCAAAUUUGUGUACACUUCAAGUGAGGCUGAAAAAAUGAUAAAGUUGGUGACAAAUACUUUGGCACAGCUAUAUGCUUUUUAUAAACAUCAACAACCAUCUCAGUCAUCUCAAGCUCAACCAUCUCAAUCUCAGUCUCAGCCAUCUCAGCCUGUUAUCAAUUCCACUACAGAAUCAUUUCUUAAAGGGCAACUACAACUUAGUGAUGACAUUGAAGAAGAUGAUCUUGAAUACUACUUGAGUGAUCAUCGUGAGAAACUUGAUCCUACCUUUGAUAUUCUACGAUGGUGGAAACAGAAUGGAUUCAAGUAUCCAAUAGUUGCGCGCAUGGCAAAAGAUGUAUUGGCUGUUCAUAUGUCUACAGUAGCAUCUGAAUCAGCUUUUUCUACUGGGGGAAGAAUCCUAGAUUCAUUUAGGAGUUCCUUAUCCCCGAGGAUGGUGGAGGCUUUGAUUUGUUCUAAAAAUUGGUAUACUUGUGAGCCUAAAGUGCCUGUUGUGCUUCGACAAUACAUGGAUGAGAUUGAUGGUGAUGGCUCGUGUAUUACCUAUGUACCUGAGAAUCUUGGCAGUGGGUCUGGGAGUGGGACCGAUAAGAACAAUUGA
Molecule: messenger RNA, 1008 nt
Organism: Humulus lupulus (European hop)
Lineage: Eukaryota; Viridiplantae; Streptophyta; Magnoliopsida; Rosales; Cannabaceae
Product: zinc finger BED domain-containing protein RICESLEEPER 2-like
Exons: 2
Coding region: 1-1008 (335 amino acids)
Molecular function (GO): DNA binding; protein dimerization activity
Source: RefSeq, a predicted model, not a curated record